UCAUACCGAGUAAAACUGUACUCAAUUUAACUUCUUUUCCAAGGAAGCAUCUUCACUUUGUGAGUUGUUCCAUUGACGAUGUCUUCUUUCAGGUUUACAGCUCUUAUGAUUGCUCUGCUUGUUGCCAUGUCAGCUUGUGUAUCUGAGAGCCGGGUUGCGAGAAAAGACCUUGGACUGGACCUUGGAGGUAUCGGACUUGGGGUUGGAGCUGGGAUAGGGAUUGGCUUGGGAGGAGGAGGUGGUUCAGGAUCAGGAGCUGGGGCUGGUUCUGGUUCUGGUUCUGGUUCGGGAUCGUGGGGUUCAAGUUCAAGCUCUUCAUCAAGUUCAGCCUCUUCAUCCAGUUCAUCUGGUGGGUCCUAUGCAGGUUCUGAAGCUGGUUCAUGAGCUGGGUCAGGCCGAGGCCGAGGUAGAGGCAAUGGCAACUAAAAACGAAUGAUUGGAAUCAAAUAAUAAAGGAUGAAACUGAUCAGCACCUUGCAUGCAUGAACAAGUGUGGUGAUGAAUAAGUAGUAGUUUUCUGUUAUUCAUAUGUAAUAUAUAUAUAUAUAUAUAUAUAUAUAAUAAAGCGGUAUUAUUCUCUAAAAUAACUAUUGU
This is a messenger RNA of Hibiscus syriacus, 594 nucleotides long. RefSeq names its product GPI-anchored hemophore cfmA-like. The record is from RefSeq and is a predicted model, not a curated record. Lineage: Eukaryota; Viridiplantae; Streptophyta; Magnoliopsida; Malvales; Malvaceae. The transcript has 2 exons. The coding region runs from base 79 to 384 and encodes 101 amino acids.